AUGGCAGGUCAAUCAAUGACUUCUCGUACUGGCACAGGCAAUCAACGCUAUGGAUCAAAAGGCGAACGACUGGUAGCAGGCGUUGUACCCUUGUCCAGCGACAAAACCAAAGUCCUCCUCAUACAAUCGUCGAGCCGCACAAGCUGGGUCUUGCCCAAAGGAGGUUGGGAGCUCGAUGAGGACACAGCGUCUGCAGCAGCGCAAAGAGAAGCUUGGGAAGAAGGUGGCAUCAUCUGCAAGAUCGACAAAGAUCUAGGGAUGAUUCCCGAUAUCAGACCUACAAAUGCUGUCACCAAAAAUGCACCAAAAGCUAGUUACCAAUUCUUCGAGGCUACAGUCACAGAAGAGAAGGUUAACUGGCCAGAGAAGCACAAGCGCUCGAGAGCUUGGUACACUUUCUCGCAAGCUGCUCAAUUACUGGCACAACGACCCGAGUUACUGGAAGCUCUCAAAAGAAGUUCUAUGAAGCGGUAG
Lithohypha guttulata is the source of this 474-nucleotide messenger RNA. RefSeq lists its product as uncharacterized. The transcript has 2 exons. Gene Ontology annotation, molecular function: bis(5'-adenosyl)-hexaphosphatase activity; bis(5'-adenosyl)-pentaphosphatase activity; diphosphoinositol-polyphosphate diphosphatase activity. Bases 1 to 474 code for a protein of 157 amino acids. The record is from RefSeq and is a predicted model, not a curated record. NCBI's taxonomy places the organism in Eukaryota, Fungi, Ascomycota, Eurotiomycetes, Chaetothyriales, Trichomeriaceae. Gene Ontology annotation, cellular component: cytoplasm; nucleus. Gene Ontology annotation, biological process: diphosphoinositol polyphosphate metabolic process; adenosine 5'-(hexahydrogen pentaphosphate) catabolic process; diadenosine pentaphosphate catabolic process.